AUGGGGGCUAGACCUCCAGCAACAAUCACGUGGUGGCUAGGCGGAAAAAAGCUAGAAGCCAUCACUAAGGAUUCGGGUGUUGCGGACGCGAACGAGACCGAGUCGUUACUACAAUGGAUGCCAUCAAAGGACAAUAAUGGUCAAGUUCUUACGUGCAGAGCAGAACAUCCGAACUUUAACCAUUCUAGCAUUGAAAGCAAACUGCAGUUGAAUGUAUAUUAUAUGCCAGAAGCAAAGAUUCACCUUGGGGCUAAGAUGAACCCGAAUGACAUUGAGGAGGGUGAUGACGUGUACUUCGGGUGUAAGGUGGAUGCCAAUCCGCCUGCCUACAAAGUUGUCUGGGAACAUAAUGGUGUUCUACUGCAACACAAUCCUGCGAACGGUGUUAUACUGACGGGAAACACCAACCUGGCACUACGGAACGUGUCCAGACUUCAGGCAGGGCGGUAUACGUGCACCGCUUCCAACGUCGAAGGGGACGGCAAGUCUCCAUAUUUGCAUAUGCAAGUUGUUUAUAGACCAUUAUGCCAAAGAAAAGAGAUGAAGAUAAUAGGAGCAGCUUUACAAGAGCCUACAACGGUCACAUGUGAAGUCGACGCCUUUCCACCACCAGACACCUUUGAGUGGACCCUCAACAACUCAGCGGGUUCCAUAAAAGUCGAUCCCGAUCGUUUCACAGUAGAAGGGAAAGAGGGCAAGUCUCUACUGACGUAUACGCCGGUGUCCGAUGUCGACUACGGGACGUUAUCGUGUCGAGCAACCAACUUGGCUGGCCAGCAAGUGACGCCAUGUGUGUACACGCUACUGCCAGCGACGAGGCCAGACCCGCCCACCAAUUGUACUGUGUACAAUCUCACUCAUGAUUCGAUGGACCUUAUGUGCUUACCAGGUUACGAAGGUGGACUCCAAUGCAUCUACAUAGUUGAAGUAUGGGCUGCUGAAGGUUUAGUAGUCAACGCGAGCAAUGGAGGUGCGCUGUGGAACCUAAGAAGACUUGGAGCUAACAGACAGUUGAGGGUGGUGGUGUACGCAGCUAAUGCACGUGGAAGGUCCGAACAUGUCACUUUUCCUGUGGAAACUGCUGUAAGAUUGGCCCCGAGGACUGAACCGCAAGAAGCAUGGGAAGUGAAUUGGGCUGUCGGCGUGUUUCUCGGCGCUGCGUUGACCAUCGCUUUUGUUCUGUGCCUCGCUCUCAUUGCAACGAAGCUACGACAAAGAUCACGGGAUUAUGAAGUAACUCUUCCUUCAAUAAAAAAUCAGAAAGUGAUCGUGCAGAAAAGGAAUUCUCCUCAAAAUGCUGAUGACAAGAAUCCAGAUCUUAUCCCGUUAAGCAAAGGUGUAACGGAGGCUCCUCCAGAUCCGCCCUUAUACUCUGCAAUUGCUCAACCAAAGAACUCAAACAGCGCGCACAGCUUGCAACGCACACAAACGCCGGUGACGCCAAUCUCAUCACACGCACAUUAUACUGAUAUGCAGAAUGAUUCCGGUCGAGGUAUGAUCAAUGGUGCAAUGAGGUCGCAUCGAGAGAUUGUUACCACAAGGACGCCGUUGUUAGCGGCACAUCAAGAAAGCUGUGUAUAAAAGCCAUAUCCAUUUUUAUUUAAUAAAAACAUUCUUGUAAAUGUGAAAAAACUAAAGUAAAUAUAUUGUUAUGACGUUAUCUGAUUUUAAUUCGAUUCGCAAUAACAGUAAUGCGUUCUAGCAGUUAUAAAAUUAAGACAAUGACUGAUGAACAAUUAUUAAGUAAAAAAGAUUAUUAGAAAAAUUAUUGAAGUAAAUUGUUUUAAUAAUAAUAUUAGUUAGAUACUCUUUAAGAGAAAUGACGGAC
Molecule: messenger RNA, 1828 nt
Organism: Spodoptera exigua (beet armyworm)
Lineage: Eukaryota; Metazoa; Arthropoda; Insecta; Lepidoptera; Noctuidae
Source: the annotation of a GenBank genome assembly